Erinaceus europaeus (western European hedgehog) is the source of this 964-nucleotide messenger RNA. RefSeq names its product membrane integral NOTCH2 associated receptor 2 (gene MINAR2). Lineage: Eukaryota; Metazoa; Chordata; Mammalia; Eulipotyphla; Erinaceidae. The record is from RefSeq and is a predicted model, not a curated record. The transcript has 3 exons. Bases 6 to 578 code for a protein of 190 amino acids.
GAGACAUGGAUCUCUCUGUUUUGCCAAAUAACAAUCAUCCUGACAAAUUCCUGCAGCUUGAGGUGAAGUCUUCAAUGAGGAACUCAGCCCUGCUUCAGGCCAGCCUGAUGAGAUUACCAGGUGGGAAUUAUCCAGUUGCACAACAUUGGCAAAACCUUGUCUACUCACAGAGAGAAAAGAAGAUGAUAACUACUCAGAGAAUGAAAGGAUCUGGUGUAGAGGGAACCAUUGCUACAGAUAUUCCCCCACGAUCCCUGUCAUCAAUUAUGAUCAAUAACCCACUAUAUGGUGACAUAAGUUUGGAUGAAGCUAUGGAAGAAAGAAAAAAGAGCCCUUCAUGGACCAUUGAAGAAUAUGACAAACAUUCCUUACACACAAACCUCUCUGGGCUUCUGAAGGAAAAUCCCAACGACCUUCGGUUUUGGUUGGGAGACAUGUACACACCUGGUUUUGACACCUUAUUAAAAAAAAAAGAAGAACAGGAGAAGCAUUCAAAAUACUGUCGUAUAGGCCUGAUGUUGCUCCUUGUUGCCUGUGUUUUGGUUUCCAUAGUCACUAUUAGCUCUUUUUUGACAUAAAGAAACUUCUACAGGCACAAGGUCUCAAGCUUUUUGCCUUUCUUUAAAGUACAUAUAAAUAAAUAUUUGUAGAAAAACAGGUUAUGCAGUGUAAAUAUGUCAUGGAUUGUAUAGUUCCAUGUAGCGGUUUUGUAGAAGACAAAUAGUGCCUGGCAUAUGUUGACCUCUCUACUUCGUUCUGAAAUCUGUGUGAGAUUUCACCUUUGGGAACAGCGAUUCUGGAGACAGAAGCCAUAAAAAAAAAUAAAUAAUAAUAAUAAUAAAAUCACACACAAUCAAAAUUGAGUAUUUUUUACAGAGAAUGAAACAAAGUUGACAACUAAUAACAGCUUUGUUUUAAUGCUCAAACUAUAGUCACAUUGUAUUUAAAGUCUGAUUAUCUUCUU